UUGACAUGAAGACAGCCAUUCAAGCGGCCGUGAUGGAAUGUUUUCAAGCACCGGAGCUUAUUUCAGCAGUCCAGCUGCAGUCAAUGGAGAGUCGGGAUCAGCAGUCAAUGGAGAACCGUAGUUGAUGGGAGCCUCCGCGCCAGACGGAAGCCACGAUUGGAGAUCAAUACCAGAGUGGUGCUGCCUUCGACGGUCGGAGGAGACGAAGCCGAUCGAGUCGCUCGAGUCCAGCCAUGGGUUGUUGCCAUCUGUGUCAAUCGCACCGUUUGAGUCCUCCGCGUCGGUCUGAUCGAUUGCUGUGGCAGUGGGGUGCUGCUGUCCGCGCUAAGUACUUCGCUCAAGCCUUCCAGUCGGUCAAACCAGAUGCCGCUCGAGCCAUUCAACCGCUCAAACCAGCUGAUGCCACCUCGUGCGCUGGGCAGGUACGAGGAUCACCUACAGUCGCCGGUGACAACUGUCCAGCCUAUUACUACAAUUGAUGCAAUAGCUUUCGUUGCAAAGUUGCCCAGUGCUGAUGGCGAUAAAAAACCCCCUACUGUGUGUGAGCAUUGUAAGAAACCCUGGCACACAAAGGACCAGUGUUGGAAAUUGCAUGGGAGACCCCCAAACAGCAAGCGACGACAGUCUCAUGACAAAUCAAACAUUGGUAGUGCCCUAGUGAGUGACUCAGUAGGUGAACAUACUCAGAAGCAGUCUUCAGUUGACAGUAAGAACAGUUUGAGUACGGUUGGGGUGAGUACUAUUGUCCAAUUAGGAUUUGAACUCGGGGACGACGAUUGACACUGCCCGACAUGACAGGGGACUCUAUUUCCUCCCUGAAGAAGCCUCAUUUAAGAUAUGCGAUAGGGCUAGUUUGUUUUCAUCUCAUUUUUCUGUUUUUGAAACUGACUAUAUGUUAUGGCACUAUCGCCUUAGCCAUCCUAAUUUUCAGUAUAUGAAUUAUUUGUUUCCUCAUCUUUUUCAUAAUGUUAAUAUUUCUAAGUUAAAAUGCGAUGUGUGUGUCCAAGCCAAACAACUCCGUGUUUCUUUCAAGUCUCAGCCUUAUAAACCUUCUAAAUCAUUCACCCUAUUCCAUAGUGAUGUCUGGGGUCCGUCACCUGUUACUACCAUCACUGGAAAGCGAUGGUUUGUAACCUUCAUUGACGAUCAUACUAGGCUAACUUGGGUUUUCGUUCUGAAAGACAAAUCCGAAGUUACAUCGGUCUUUCAACAAUUCUACAAUUCUAUAGAAAUCCAGUCCAAUGCCAAAAUCGCUAUUCUUCGGAGUGAUAAUGGUCGGGAAUACCUUAAUAAUUCCUUAAGAGAGUUCCUAAUCUCAAAAGGAAUAGUCUAUCAGAGUUCCUGUGCGUACACCCCUCAACAAAAUGGAAUGGUCAAACAGAAAAACCGUCACCUAGUCGAAGUUGCUUGGUCUCUUAUGUUGUCCACUUCCCUUCCUUCCUAUUUAUGGGGUGAUGCUGUCUUGACAGCAACUCAUCUGAUAAAUCGAAUGCCGUCCCGGACUUUAAAGUUCCAAGCCCUCUUAGAUUCCUUCAAAGAGUUCUAUCCAAAUACCCGGCUUCUUUCUGAUGUGCCCCUCCGAAUCUUUAGUUGUGUUGUGUUUGUCCAUACUCAUGGCCCUAACCGAACCAAGUUUACCCCUCGGGCUCAAAAAUGUACAUUUGUGGGGUAUCCAUUUCAUCAGCAUGGUACAAGCGUUAUCAUCCCUCUUCUAGGAAAUACUUUGUCUCCAUGGAUGUGACAUUCUUCGAAGAUCAUUCAUUCUUUCCCAAUGGUUCUCUUCAAGGGGAGAAUACUAGUGAAGAAACCAAUUGGGGUCUGAGUCUAUCUGUCUUGCCUGAACCCAUCCUUGACAUCAGUACUAAUGAAUCCAUUCUACCGACCAAACAAGUCCCAUGGAUCACAUACUAUAGGAGGAAUCUCAGGAAGGAAAUGGCGCCGCCUAUUAUUUCUCCGGCUCCAGUCCAUGAGUCAGAACGGAGAUCAGUUCCAGGUAUUAAUAGUCCUAUCCCUGAUGAUGGUAAUAAAUGUGAUAAAAUUGAUGUUUGUGUUGAAAAUGGUGAGAGCAAAAACAGGGAAGACAAUGACAUCAAAGAUGUAAUCGAGGCAGAAAAUGAUGAUUGUGAGACACUUGUUCCAGUAGAGAAUAUUGCUGAACCUGGAAAAGAAAUGUCACCUAUUCCAGCUGAAAACACCGUUGAAAGUGGAAAAAUGACAGAACAUGAGACGUAUGAGCAGGAAGGUGAGUGCAGUAUGAAGUCUGAGGAAAGUAAAGACAGAGAUGCAUCCCUUGACCUCUCGAUUGCUCUAAGGAAAGGUACCAGAUCGUGUAAAAAAUAUCCACUGCAGAGUUACUUGUCCUAUAGCAACAUGUCUCUUGAGUUCAAGGCCUUCACUACGAACCUAGACACAGUGGUGAUACCAAACAGCAUACACACAGCAUUGGAAAUUUCUGAAUGGAAAGCUGCAGUCAUGGAAGAAAUGGGGGCUCUCAAUAAAAAUCAUACGUGGGACCAAGUCACUCUUCCAAAUGGUCAUAAAGUAGUCGGAUGUAAAUGGGUGUUCACAGUAUAGGCCCGAUGGAACAGUUGAUAGAUACAAAGCCAGAUUGGUUGCCAAAGGUUUUACUUAGACAUUCGGGGUUGAUUAUUCCGAGACUUCUUCACCAGUAGUAAAGCUGAAUACAGUACGGGUUCUGCUUUCAAUUGUAGUUAAUAAAGAUUGGCCCCUUCACCAGCUUGAUGUGAAGGAUGCCUUUCUCAAUGGAGAGUUGGAGGAAGAAGUCUACAUGAGUCCUCCCCCAGGAUUCGAGAAAUGGUUUAACCACUGUGUUUGCAGACUGAGAAAGUCCUUGUAUGGGUUAAAAUAGUCCCCAAGGACCUGGUUUGGCAGGUUUACUAUGUUUGUAAAGUCACAAGGGUAUAGUCAGGGAUAUUCAGAUCAUGCUCUCUUCACUAAGAGGUUAGUAUCCAGGAAGAUUGUAGUUUUGAUUGUUUAUGUUGAUGAUAUUGUCAUUUCAGGUGGUGAUACCUCAGAGAUUGACUGAUUAAAGGCAAAGAUGGCUGAGGAAUUCGAAAUCAAGGACUUUGGAAAACUAAGGUACUUCCUUGGAAUGGAGGUAGCUCUAUCGAGAGAAGAGAUUUCAGUUUUCCAACGGAAAUAUACUCUAGACUUGCUUAAGGAAACAAGUAUGACAAGCUGCAAACCAGUUGAUACUUCUAUAGAAGCAAAUGCAAAGUUAAGUGAUAUGAGUAAAGGCGUUCCAGUUAACAAAGAGAGAUAUCAGCGGCUUGUUAGAAAAUUAUAUAUCUCUCUCAUACUAGGCCCGACAUUUCAUAUGCAGUGAGUAUGGUAAGUCAGUUUAUGCAAUCUCCGUACGAAGAACAUAUGAGGGCAGUGGAGCACAUUCUGAGAUAUUUGAAAACUUCUCCAGAGAGAGGCUUGAUGUUCAAAAAAACUGAAAGACGAUGCAUCGAGGCAUACACAGAUGCAGAUUGGGCAGGGUCUGUGGUAGACAGAAAGUCGACAUCAGGGUAUUGUACCUUUUUUGUGGGGUAACCUUGUCAGAUGGAGGAGUAAAAAACAAGGUGUUGUUGCCAGAAGUUGUGUCCAAGCUGAGUACCGGGCCAUGAGUCUGGGAAUCUGUGAAGAAAUUUGGCUUCAAAAAGUCUUAAGAGACCUUGACCAAGAUCAUACCGGCCCAAUGAAACUCUAUUGUGAUAAUAAAGCCAUAAUAAGCAUAGCGAAUAACCCAGUUCAACAUGAUAGAAUAAACAUGUGGAGAUUGAUCGGCAUUUCAUCAAGGAGAGACUUGAUAAUGGCAAUAUCUGUGUUCCUUAUAUUCCUUCCAGUCAAUAAAUUGCAGAUGUCCUAACAAAGGGACUGCCCAGAAAGUUGUUUGACUCGUGUGUGAGCAAGUUGGGUCUUACUGACAUCUACGCCCCAACUUGAGGGGGAGUGUUGAAAUUAGGGUUUUUUACUCUAGGGGCAUUUUUGUCUUUAUACUUGUACCCUAGGGCUUCCCUUUUUUUCUAUUUAAGUUGGCAGUCACUGUGUAUUCUUUAUAUCAGAUUAACUAAUAAGAAAGAAUUCUAUA
Messenger RNA from Benincasa hispida (wax gourd), 4096 nucleotides. NCBI's taxonomy places the organism in Eukaryota, Viridiplantae, Streptophyta, Magnoliopsida, Cucurbitales, Cucurbitaceae. The record is from RefSeq and is a predicted model, not a curated record.